AGCUUGCUUUGGUCUUCCCCGAACCUAAGCUUCGUUUCCGAAUCUUCUAGGCCUGGCAUUUUUGCUUAUAAAUAGUAGACCUUUUUCUCGAUUGGAGAUAAGUCUUCAUACGUGUACGAGUUGAAAAGAUAUUUUCUCUCUUCGUUAAGAUAGCAAUUUGGAGAAAGUAGAAUGGCGUUAGUUUCUGGAGGAAGGUCAACAUUGAAUCCAAAUGCACCUCUGUUCAUCCCAUCUUAUGUACGACAAGUGGAGGAUUUUUCACCCGAAUGGUGGAAUUUGGUAACAACCGCAACAUGGUUCCGUGACUAUUGGACGAGCCAGCAUCAGGAUGAGGAAUUUGGCGAUGAUGAUUUUGGUUUAGCAGGAAAUGAUGUUGCUGACUUGCUUCCCGAAAAUAUUGAUCUUGAUGUUGAUGAAGAUAUUUUGAACAUGGAAGCUCAGUUUGAAGAAUUUCUUCAAUCAUCUGCAAGUGAGCAACAAGGAAUCAAGUCAUCAUACUCUGGUGUCAAUGGCUUACCCAAGGGUUCUGAGGCACUCGUAAGGACACUAAGCAUGCCAAAGCCAAAAUCUCCUUUCGAGACACCAAAGUACCACGAGAAGCCAGCAAAGAUCGUUAGCCCAAAGAACAGCCUUCGCCGCAUCCAGCAGCCUCGUUGAAUGAAGUUUAGCUUAAGC
Capsicum annuum is the source of this 675-nucleotide messenger RNA. RefSeq names its product protein EARLY RESPONSIVE TO DEHYDRATION 15. NCBI's taxonomy places the organism in Eukaryota, Viridiplantae, Streptophyta, Magnoliopsida, Solanales, Solanaceae. The transcript is spliced from 3 exons. The record is from RefSeq and is a predicted model, not a curated record. Bases 172 to 657 code for a protein of 161 amino acids.